UUUUUUUUUUUCUUUAUUUUUCUUUUUUUUUUUGCAUUAUGCCUACUAAAGAAUCUGAACAAGUAAUUUACCUUCAACAUCCUUCUGGUUCAACAGCAGAAGUUUCUCUUUUCGGUGCAACUGUUACUAGUUGGGUUGUAGAAAACGUAGAGCGUAUUUUUGUCAGUAAAAAGGCGAAGCGCGAUGGUACAAAAGCUAUUCGUGGGGGUAUUCCAAUUUGUUUCCCUAUAUUUGGCACUAAAGAAAAGAUUGAUCUUCCUCAACAUGGUUUCGCUCGUAAUCAUUAUUGGGAGUAUACUGGUAUUAUGAAGGAUGAUGAUGAUGAAGUCUCGGUUCGUUUUGGCUUAAAAGAUACACAACUUCCUCAUGAAACAAGAAAACGUUGGUCUCAUUCCUUUCGUUUACAUUACACGGUUACUUUAGGUGAAAAGACUCUCAAAACGUUCUUUAGUUUAAAGAACGAAGAUGAGGAUACAUUUGAAUUUAACAUGCUUCUUCAUACUUAUUUCUUGGUUCCUGAUAUCACAAAGGUAGCAGUUCAAGGCUUGACUUCUUGUGAAUAUAUUGAUAAAGUACAAAAUGGAAUAAACGUUACAGAAGAGAAUGAAAAGGUUACAAUUAAUGGUGAAGUUGAUAGAGUUUAUAAAAAAGUUCAAGAUAAAGUCCUUCUUGAAGUUAAUAAUGAUUCUACAAUUCAAAUUGAAAAGUUUAACUUGAAAGACACUGUUGUUUGGAAUCCUUGGAUUGAAAAGGCAAAAUCUAUGGCAGACUUUGAUGAUGAAGAAUAUAAGAAUAUGAUUUGUGUCGAAGUUGGUAGUGUCGCAGAAUGGGUUGUAUUAGCAGGUGGAAGUACUUGGACUGCUGGUCAAACCUUAACUAUCGUUUAAUGUUAAUAAUAGCAUAGCAUUUUUUUUUUUUUUUUUGCAUUAUAUACAGCCGUCCUCGCGCGAAGUUCAUUCAAUUUAUUUUUUCUAAAGAUAACUAAUAAAAUUUUCAUAAGACGUUUCCUCCU
This is a messenger RNA of Cokeromyces recurvatus, 1012 nucleotides long. RefSeq names its product galactose mutarotase-like domain-containing protein. The record is from RefSeq and is a predicted model, not a curated record. NCBI's taxonomy places the organism in Eukaryota, Fungi, Mucoromycota, Mucoromycetes, Mucorales, Mucoraceae. The transcript is spliced from 6 exons. Gene Ontology annotation, molecular function: isomerase activity; carbohydrate binding. Bases 39 to 887 code for a protein of 282 amino acids. Gene Ontology annotation, biological process: carbohydrate metabolic process.